Messenger RNA from Trichoplusia ni (cabbage looper), 1739 nucleotides. It is a transcript of the gene Mulk, whose product is annotated as acylglycerol kinase, mitochondrial. Bases 475 to 1719 code for a protein of 414 amino acids. Gene Ontology annotation, biological process: protein insertion into mitochondrial inner membrane; ceramide biosynthetic process. Gene Ontology annotation, cellular component: mitochondrion; TIM22 mitochondrial import inner membrane insertion complex. Gene Ontology annotation, molecular function: ceramide kinase activity; acylglycerol kinase activity; ATP-dependent diacylglycerol kinase activity. Lineage: Eukaryota; Metazoa; Arthropoda; Insecta; Lepidoptera; Noctuidae. The record is from RefSeq and is a predicted model, not a curated record. The transcript is spliced from 4 exons.
GCGACAUCACUGUCAGUCGUUACCCCCUGCCAAAGGCUUGAGACCACCGGUUAUAUAUUCCAGCUUUACCAUUGGCAGAAUCAGGCAGUAUCAACGUUGUUCUGAUGGAGCCAUAAUACACAAAAUUUAAUUGAACGGUGACAUAAAACUAGUUGCCGUGAGUUUCAGAUCAUUCAGCAAAUCACAGUGGCGCGGAGUAAUCGUGAACCAAAAUGCUGAAUUGCAGUUUUUUUUCUUGGAAACAUCUAGUAUACAAAAGUACAUAGACUUAGCAUGUCAGAAGUGCUUACAUAUUAAUAUUUUAGAGAAUUGUUUAACAUAUUUGUUUACAUAAAGUAACUUCACGUAUAGCUGAACGCGACGUUCAUACUUCAAAAUCUUUGAUGACAUUUUACGUCAAACAUCGGCAUAACAGCUGAUCGCAGAAUAACCUAAAAAUAUUUUUAUGAAAGCUAAAUGUAAUAAUUAACAAUCAUGGAAAAGGCAAUGAGAUUUGCGAAGAUCGUUCGAAACAAUUGGAAAAAGUCAGUAUGCGGAGUGAUUGCUUUGUACUAUGGCGCUGCGACAGUUAAAGAAAGAUACGAAAUCAACUUGCUGAUGCGAGCGGCAUGCAAGGAGGCGAGUAAAUAUGGCGAUUACACAUUACCUAUUGAUCAGAAUCCUACCAUGGUAACUGUAAUACUCAAUCCAGUCGCAAAUAAGAGGAAAGCUAAACAGGACUAUGAGAAAUACUGUGAACCUCUUUUACAUUUAGCAGGGUUACAAGUGAGUGUAAUACAGACAGCAUCAGAAGGUAAUGCUAAGGAAAUUGUGGAGACUCUGAGAGGAACGGAAGCUAUUGUUGUGGCUGGAGGUGAUGGAACACUGUCAGAGACUAUAACAGGCUUACUACGAAGAAAUGACCAUGCAAACCAGUUCCCAAUCGGGGUACUCCCACUGGGGCGCACCAACACACUCGGAAACACUCUAUUUCCUAGUGGGAAAGGUGUGGAAAAAGUUAAGCAGCUAAUUAGUGCCUCCAUGGCUAUCAUCAAAGGAAACACCGUGUGGAAGGAUGCAAUGAAAAUAGAACCCAUAGAACAAAACCCUGAGUCACCAAACAAGCCUAUAUAUGCAAUGUGCUCCUUGGAGUGGGGGGCUUUCCGGGAUGCGUUCGCUAAGAGAGACAGGUACUGGAUGUACGGGUCGCUGCGAGACUACGCGUCCUUCAUCUUCAAUGGGUACAAGGACUCGCUCAACUGGCGCUGCAUAGCAGACCUUAAAUUUUCUCCUCCCUGUGCUGGCUGCAGUAACUGUUUAAAAAAGCGGCCCGAAAUUAAAAGAAAAUGGUCAUUUUUCAUGCCUUCCGUACCCCAAGUACAUGAUCAAGCUUUAGUCGAAAACCAGGCAUGCGAAACUAAGACGGAACUAUCCUUCAAAACGACUGACUUCAGAAUUCGAACACCGAAUGUAGAACAGGUCAACAGUGACCCGCCAGGCUUGUUAAUAACAAUAGGGAAAAAGGAUUACACAUAUAAGGAGUUUGUGUCCGAAGGUUGGGAUCGGGUGAAGCAGGAUAAAAUCUCAGACGCUCUGCAGGCGCGGUCAGUGGAAUUAAUACCAAAAAUCCCUGACAAGGAGACAGUUAUAGAGAUAGACAAGGAAGAGUAUGAAGCUAAGCCCAUUAGGAUAACACUGUUGCCGAAAGUAAUCCGAGUGUUCUGUGCACGCGACCAAUGAAUAAAUAGUUAUUGUUAGAA